AUGACUUCACUAAUUACUGGAUAUUUACAAGAUGCCGGUUUGGAUUAUGCUGUAGACAAAUGGAACGAUUUCGCGGGGGAUCAUAUGCAGACCAAAGACCCGUACGUGGAGGAGCUUCCGGACGGUUCCAAGAGGAAGAGGAAACUGCCUGAGGGCGCCACCAAAGAAGAGAUUAAACUCUGGAAGAAGAUUCAAAAACGCGCGUGGCUGGAUGAUAAGUGUUUUAUGGGAUGUUAUCCUGUAGACUGUGGCAUUGGUCUUGGACCACUGGUGAUUCUGCUGCCCGGUAUCGGAUCCAUACUGAUGUACUUGGUGCACUCCAAACUCAUCAGGAUGGCUCAAAGAGGAAUUGAUCUUGAUGGGAAAACGAUUGCCAAAAUGGAAGCGAACAUAGCAUUUGACUUCCUGAUCUCCCUGCCACCCGUGAUUGGAUCAUUGCUCACCUGGUUGAAUGGAUGUUCCACCCGAAACGCCGCCAUUGUCCACACUCAACUCCGCAGAAGGAUUGAAAUGAGAGCCAAAUUGGCUACGGAUCCGUUCCAAGUGGUUUCAAACGAGUAUCAAGGAUACAACCAGCCAGGCAGUCCUGACAUGGCCCACGUGAAUGCACCGCAAAAGACACAUCAAGCGUUCAACGGCUGGACUCGGAGCAAGCAGUACAAUAACAAUAAUACCCUAGGAACUGGCCAACAUUCGGGGGUAUAUGAAUAA
Molecule: messenger RNA, 711 nt
Organism: Kuraishia capsulata CBS 1993
Lineage: Eukaryota; Fungi; Ascomycota; Pichiomycetes; Pichiales; Pichiaceae
Exons: 1
Coding region: 1-711 (236 amino acids)
Source: RefSeq, a predicted model, not a curated record